AUGCCACUCAAGCUGCUCUGUCUGCACGGUUGGGGCACCAACAUCAAGAAGAUCUUGCAGUCUCAAUUGAAUGGCCUAAUGACCGAACUCCAACGUGACAACACCGCAACAUUGCACUUCGUUGAAGGUGAUGUUGACUCGAUUCCGGGGCCUGGAAUUGCUGGCUUCUAUGACGGCCCUUACUAUAGCUACUACAAGUUCCCUCGGUCCUUUUCCGACCCAGAUGGUAGCGAGGAGGAGUCCAUGCUCGACGCCUACAACCUCCUCUACGAUAUUAUCGAUGAUGAAGGGCCCUUCGAUGGCAUCCUGGGAUUCUCUCACGGAGGAACCUUGGCCUCGGGCUUCCUAAUUCACCAUGCCAAGAUGUUCCCGAAUGAACCCCCUCUCGUUCGCUGCGCCAUCUUCAUCAAUUCCCUCCCCCCGUUUCGCAUGAACCCGGGCGAGAACCCGGUGGUCGACGCGGAUCUCAACGGCUACAUCAAGAUCCCUACCGUCAACAUUGCCGGUUCAAAGGAUCCCUUGUUCAAGUACUCUCUCGCAUUGCACAGGCUGUGUGAUCCUACUAGAUCCACGUGGGUGGUACACAGCAAGGGUCACGACAUCCCCAACGAUAAGAAGAAUGUCGCUCUCAUGUCUGCAGGCAUCCGCAAGUUGGCCGUCGAGGCGUUGUCAAUCUGGUGA
This is a messenger RNA of Aspergillus clavatus NRRL 1, 681 nucleotides long. RefSeq names its product putative DUF341 family oxidoreductase. Gene Ontology annotation, cellular component: nucleus; cytoplasm. The transcript is spliced from 3 exons. The coding region runs from base 1 to 681 and encodes 226 amino acids. NCBI's taxonomy places the organism in Eukaryota, Fungi, Ascomycota, Eurotiomycetes, Eurotiales, Aspergillaceae. The record is from RefSeq and is a predicted model, not a curated record.